AGUGCCUAUGGCGAACCUGACAGGUCGCCCCCACUCCCAUGCAGAGGCCUGGCCUUGGGGGGACGGGGGUGUCGCGUAGUAUUGCAGAAGGUGCAGCUGGACCGUGACCGGCCCGGUGUGGGCUUAGGCUGCCGGCGCAGGCCGCCUGCCGUCCUGCUGGGCUCCUCCGUGUAUGUUUGGGGUGGGGAGGCCUCUGGAGCUAGGGUGCGAAUUGUGACAGCUUCCCCCUGCAGGGAGGUCGUUCCCCCGUGGGGGUUGUGAGGCUGAUCGCCGAGAAAAAUAACAUCGCUGUUCCUGUUUCCUUCUGUGGGCAUCAAGCAUUUAAGUGCCUUGAUUUCUAGGCAUUGGUAACAUGGCAAAAGAUGCUGGACUAAUUGAAGCCAAUGGAGAGCUUAAGGUUUUUAUAGACCAAAACCUUAGUCCCGGAAAAGGGGUUGUUUCAUUAGUGGCUGUUCAUCCUUCUACAGUAAAUACACUUGGAAAACAGCUCCUGCCAAAAACGUUUGGACAGUCUAAUGUCAACAUUGCACAGCAAGUGGUUAUUGGUACACCUCAGAGACCUUCAGCGCCAAAUACUAUCCUGGUAGGAAGUCCACAUACACCCAAUUCACACUUUGUAUCACAGAACCAGACUGCAGACUCUUCGCCUUGGUCUGCUGGGAAGCGCAACAAAAAAGGAGAGAAGAAUGGCAAGGGUUUGCGACACUUCUCUAUGAAGGUUUGUGAGAAGGUACAGAGAAAAGGAACCACCUCAUACAAUGAGGUGGCGGAUGAAUUGGUUGCAGAGUUUAGUACCACGGAUAAUCAUAUUUCACCAAAUGAAUCACAGGCUUAUGACCAGAAGAAUAUUAGACGACGUGUCUACGAUGCCUUAAAUGUCCUUAUGGCUAUGAACAUUAUCUCUAAGGAGAAGAAGGAAAUCAAAUGGAUUGGUCUACCUACUAACUCGGCUCAGGAAUGUCAGAAUUUAGAGGUGGAGAGACAGAGAAGACUUGAAAGAAUAAAGCAAAAACAGUCUCAGCUACAAGAACUUAUUCUACAGCAAAUUGCCUUCAAGAACCUAGUUCAACGAAAUCGUCAAACAGAACAACAGGCAAACCGACCACCGCCUUCCAAUUCUGUCAUACAUCUGCCAUUUAUCAUUGUGAACACCAGCAAGAAGACCGUGAUCGAUUGUAGUAUUUCAAAUGACAAGUUUGAAUAUCUAUUUAAUUUUGACAAUACUUUUGAAAUUCAUGAUGAUAUAGAAGUACUAAAGCGAAUGGGAAUGGCUUGUGGGCUAGAAUCUGGAAGCUGUUCAGCAGAGGACCUAAAAAUUGCAAGGAGUUUGGUUCCUAAAGCUCUGGAACCAUAUGUGACAGAAAUGGCUCAGGGAUCAAUCAGCAGUGUAUAUGUAACAACGUCCUCAGGUUCCACUUCAGAGGUCACUAGAUUUUCUGCCAGUGACUUCACCAAUGGUGGAGAUGGGAUGUUAGCAACAAGUUCCAAUGGAUCGCAGUACAGUGGCUCCAGAGUUGAAACACCAGUCUCUUAUGUUGGAGAUGAUGACGACGAGGAUGAUGACUUUAAUGAAAAUGACGAUGAUGACUGAUCCUUUUUGAUUGUAUACUUUUCAGGAAUAAAAUUAUUCUAGGGAGAGAAUGCACUCACGCGCUCUCUCUCUCGCUCUCUCUCUUUCUCAAAAUAAAUAUAUAUAUAAUAUAUAUAUAUAUUUUGCCCCGUCCCACAAGGAAAAUAAUGGUAAGCAGUUCUGAGUUUAGAAAUUGCGCCUCAGAUAAGCAAAUAAGGAUGUUUUAUGUAGGAUAUUUUUAAAUGUGGUGUGGAUGUGUGUUUUGAUACCAGUGUGUUAAUGCAGAGCCUUUAUUAUUUGCUCCUUUUUUUUUUUAACUUGAAGGAAAAUGCAUUUUGCCCCAAAUGUUAUUGCUGAGUUUGCUAAAGAAAAUGUAGCCACAUCAAUGAAGAAAUAAAAUGCUAACUUUCAGUAAGAAAUGGAUAUACUGAAUGGCCAUAAAUUUGGAGUGUAUUUUGAUGACAGCCUUUGUUGCGGGAUGGCAAGCUCAUGUAGUAGUUGUGGGUUUUGUUUUGUUUUUUUGAUAAUCAUGCAGUGUCCAAAGAACCAAACAAGAGAUCCAUCUUACUUUUUUACAUGUUAAAUUCCAUAAAUGUUGAUGUGAAUUUAUUUUCCCUUAAAUAAUAUCUAACACGAUUCCAUCAAGUUUAUAUGCUGUUUUUCACUGUAUGUUGGGACAUAUGAAUUACGAAGUUUUUGGCAAAUGUUUACUGCCAGCUGAUGCAGCUAUAUAAAAUGUCUUGAAGGUUCGGAAUGAGUUAUUGCUUAUGGUAAAAAUUGCCUGAUUUCUUACAGGCAGACUUUGGAAACUUUUUAUUAUAUAGUUGUUUACAUACUUAUAAGUCUAUCAUAUAAAGACAUGUACUGAAACAAAUGUUUGUAUUUGUUUCAUAAGCAUCUUCCUGUAAUCUAUUAUAAAGUUGAAAUUAAAUAUAGAGAAUGUUUUAAGUUUUUUAACUCAAAAUUGUCAAUCAUUUUUAAUAGUUCAUUUUUUAUAAAAGGAAUUUCAGGGCAGGUGGUAGUCUUUUAAAAUUUAUUCACAAAACAUUUAACUGCACAAAUACUGUCAGCUGCCUAUCUAAGACAGUAGUCUUUUUAUUGAAACACAAAUAAACUUUUCUGUAAUAUUUUAUGGAAUAUAAAAAGACUUUAAUUGUUUGACUUGUUUAACCUUGGCACUGUUAGUUUUUAUUAAUAAAACGCGCAUGGGCAUUUUUAACAAA
Messenger RNA from Chrysemys picta bellii (western painted turtle), 2793 nucleotides. It is a transcript of the gene TFDP1, whose product is annotated as transcription factor Dp-1. Gene Ontology annotation, molecular function: RNA polymerase II transcription regulatory region sequence-specific DNA binding; DNA-binding transcription factor activity, RNA polymerase II-specific. Lineage: Eukaryota; Metazoa; Chordata; Testudines; Emydidae. The record is from RefSeq and is a predicted model, not a curated record. Gene Ontology annotation, biological process: regulation of transcription by RNA polymerase II; regulation of cell cycle. Gene Ontology annotation, cellular component: nucleus; transcription regulator complex.